Olea europaea var. sylvestris is the source of this 705-nucleotide messenger RNA. RefSeq lists its product as uncharacterized. NCBI's taxonomy places the organism in Eukaryota, Viridiplantae, Streptophyta, Magnoliopsida, Lamiales, Oleaceae. The coding region runs from base 1 to 705 and encodes 234 amino acids. The transcript has 4 exons. The record is from RefSeq and is a predicted model, not a curated record.
AUGGCAUCAAACAUUGUGGAAUCGAUCAACGCGGUCACAAAGGCAGCCAAAAAUUACCCUAUUGUUUCCCUCCUAGAGUCAUUACGACAAACUAUACAAUCAUGGUUUUGUAGACACGGGGAUGAUGCACAUGGAACUUUCACAAAGUUGUCGACUAAGUACGAGAAAGAGAUUAGGAAAAUGAGCAUGGAUUUGAGAAACUUGAGGGUAAUUUUUUAUAUUUUAACAUUGAGAUGUAUAUGUGACCCAAUUGAUGUGAUAUGUGAUGUAAUUGUGUAUUCUCUGUCAACUCUAUAUUCUGAUGCAUGUAUCUCCUUCAAAGCAGACAGUGUCUUCUGUCAGCAACAAAAGGAUCUACAAGUUGAUUUGUUACCAUGUCCACAAGCUUUGGCUGUAAUUGCAAACACAAGAAGAGAUCCAUAUGAUUACUGUUCCUAUUAUUACACAAGAGAUGCGUACUUGAAUGCAUACCAAGAUUUUGUAUAUUCAGUUGGAAAUCAAGAGGAAUGGACAGUGCCAGAAGUAGUACAGCGAGAAAUAGUGUUAUCUCCUAACCAAAAGAGGAGUUUUGGAAGACCUACAGAGAAAAGAAAGAGAUCAUCCAGAGAAGGGAGACCGACGGCAAAAUGCGGACGUUGUGAAGGACAUGGUCACAACCGUAGGAGAUGCUCCAACUUGGCUCCAUUACGCCAAAAUAACCGAUAG